This is a messenger RNA of Paramacrobiotus metropolitanus, 1145 nucleotides long. RefSeq lists its product as uncharacterized. The record is from RefSeq and is a predicted model, not a curated record. Bases 12 to 569 code for a protein of 185 amino acids. The transcript is spliced from 3 exons. Lineage: Eukaryota; Metazoa; Tardigrada; Eutardigrada; Parachela; Macrobiotidae.
GAUGAACAUGUAUGAAUCAUUUUCUUACAACAACAGCUAGACACGAUUGCCUGCAUUGCAAACGAGCAUUUUCUGUAGGUCUCGUGUUAUAUUUCGGAAGCGGUGUUGCCUCGAUUUCCACUGCUAACAUGGCCAACGUUGCUCUGUUUUUAUGCUUGGCUGUUCUCUGCUAUGUCUGCAGUGUUCAGAGUGAGGAAACAACCCAAGAGCCUAUAUUAUUGAUAAACACCUGCCUGGACUGCGGGCACACGAUUUGUGCCGACGGCCAAUUCCAGGCCUGCGACACAGCACGCGGUCGCUGCGUCUGCCCGACACCCCGCUCACCGGCCGAGGGCGAUCGACGUGACAAACGGUCGCAUCGCCAGCGGGGCGCGGCGUCCACGGAAGAGCAGACCGGCAAGCCGCCACGUGGCAGCGGUGCGGCAUCCACAGAAGAAACCGGCCGGCGCGGCGGAAACCGACUCAGUGGCUGCAUCGACUGUGGCUACAACAUGUGCGACAACGGCCCCAUGCGCUGCGACCGGCAAACCAAUACGUGCGUCUGUAAACCAGGCGGAAGACGUAUGUAAGGGAAUAACGGACGCCGCUUGCCGGAGACUGUCGACAUUUGGUUAACACACAAAUGAUUUUAUUUGGAUGACAGACAUGGUUUCAUGCUGUACUGCUCGCAUAAGCAAUUAUCGUGAUUACAUUAUCAUUUUGCGCUUUACUGUUUCGCUUUGGCUGUCCUCCUGUACGAGCGAUUUAAAUGCAAGUUAAGUUUAACUGAUGUUAAAUUGUCGCAGAUUUGAAUCCCUGUGUAGUUGUUUCCCUGUUCAUCCCGGCACCGGCAGUGUGCCGUGUGCAUCUUGCUUUCUAUGCGUUACCGUUUGUGCUGCAUUCGCGGUUUUCCUUCGCUGACUAACACUACUGCACUUUUAAAUUUACUACCCACCCGCCCAACUGGGCAUCAUGCUUGUUCUCUUUAUACGCUGUUUCUCGAUUUUGUUGUUACCGUUUAUGUCAUUCAUCAAUAAAGGGGGGCGAAGGGACCGGGCACGGGCGGAAGGUGCCGGCAGUGAGCAAUCUGUACCGCACGGUAAGAUACUCAGCUGUAAUUGCGCACUUCCGGUCAUGCCGGUACACUUCAAACCUCACAAACCGCA